Molecule: messenger RNA, 1557 nt
Organism: Aplosporella prunicola CBS 121167
Lineage: Eukaryota; Fungi; Ascomycota; Dothideomycetes; Botryosphaeriales; Aplosporellaceae
Exons: 1
Coding region: 1-1557 (518 amino acids)
Biological process (GO): mRNA splicing, via spliceosome
Cellular component (GO): U4/U6 x U5 tri-snRNP complex
Molecular function (GO): U4 snRNA binding; U6 snRNA binding; protein binding
Source: RefSeq, a predicted model, not a curated record
AUGAUGCACCCAUCGCGCCAGGCCUAUGUCGAGGAGGCGCCGCAAGAGGACACCGACAUGGGAGGUAUCGACCUGGCCAACGUCCCUAUCGACCGCGACUAUGCCAUGCCCUCUGGCGCUGCCGGCGUGCCCUCCGAAAAGGCGUCCGCCAUUCUCUCGCAGUUCACGCGCAAACGGCUGGCUGCCACCAUCGCAGUUCCCACCGACGACACGCGCGUGCGCGCUCGACUCAGGGAGCUAGGCGAACCCAUAACGCUCUUCGGAGAGGGCCCGGCCGACCGGAGAGAUCGUCUGCGCGAGCUCCUCACAGUGCAAGCGGAGGCCGGCCAGGCGGACGAAGAGGGCGAUGUGCAGAUGGAAGAAGCCGAGGAGGAGGCAGGAGGAGAGGCAGACGAGGAGUUUUACACUGAAGGCAUCGACGAGCUUCUUCGCGCGCGAAAGGACAUUGCAAAGUAUUCUCUCCCGAGAGCAAAGCACCGUGUCGCCUACCAGAAGUCGGAAUCUACGAUACCACUACGGACCCACGUCAAGCACCGGAAGGCCAUAAAGGAAAAGCUACAGGGAUUCGACCUCUUUGGAUCGCAGAUUGCGGGAGAAAGACCGGUUAGCAUCGCACGCUUCGCGCCCAACGGCGAAAUGAUAGCUGCGGGCAACUGGGGCGGCAGCAUUAAGAUUCUGGAUGUGCCAAAUCUCGAGGAAAAAAUGCUUCUUCGUGGUCACAGCGACAGGGUUGGUGGUAUUACUUGGUUCCCCGGCGCGACAACCAGCAACGUAUCAUCGUCAUCUGUCAACCUUGCCUCUAGUGGCGGCGAGGGCAAUAUCCACCUCUGGAAUCUCGAGCAGGACACUCCUAUCUCUUCUCUCUCCGGACACACGGGCCGCGUGUGCCGUGUUGAGUUCCACCCGUCUGGAAGAUAUCUCGCUUCGGCCUCCUUCGACACCACCUGGCGCUUAUGGGAUGUGGAGAGCACCACCGAGCUGCUUUUGCAAGAAGGCCAUUCUCGCGAAGUCUACACAGUCAGCUUCAACCCAGACGGCUCUCUUGUGGCCAGCGCCGGUCUAGACAGUAUCGGCAGGAUAUGGGAUCUCCGUACAGGGCGCAUGGUUAUGCUGCUGGACAGCCAUAUCAGCCCCAUCUACGCUCUCGAUUGGGGCGCAGACUCGUACCGCGUGCUCUCUGGCUCGGGCGACGGCUUCGCAAAGUGCUGGGACCUACGCGCAGUGCGGGAAACGAGCAGCAUUGGUGCGCACAAGGGCGGCGUGACGGAUCUCCGGUGGUUCAAGGGCAGCGACGGCCCCGCGAGCGGGCUGAUGCCGCAGCAAGACGAGAGCGGGAGCGUGCAGCCGAAGAAGGCGGGCACGUUCUUCGUCAGCUGCGGCUUCGACAAGAACGUCAACGUCUUCAGCGGCGACGACUGGGCCGUGUGCAAGAGCUUGAGCGGCCAUUCUGGUAAUGUGCUGAGUACGGACAUUAGCCCCGAUGCCAGGUGGAUCUGCAGUUCGGGCCAUGACCGAACGGUCAAGCUGUGGGCGCGCGAUGAUGGAGAAGGAAUCUAG